This is a messenger RNA of Alternaria arbusti, 1782 nucleotides long. RefSeq lists its product as uncharacterized. Bases 1 to 1782 code for a protein of 593 amino acids. Lineage: Eukaryota; Fungi; Ascomycota; Dothideomycetes; Pleosporales; Pleosporaceae. The record is from RefSeq and is a predicted model, not a curated record. The transcript is spliced from 2 exons.
AUGCAUCUGGUCCAGAGCAUUUACCGCUCUGCAUGGGCAACGUUCUGUCUCACCGGCUUAACCGCAGGUGUACCCAUAGCACCGGCUGGCCACUUAACGGCACGACAAUCCAUCGAGCCAGAUCUCCAAAUCGACUUCAACGCCCUCCUCGACGGGUCUUUAGGUAACCUACCCGCAAUCUGGAUUACCUCCCACAGUCUUCUUGCCGAAGCCGCGCCAUCUUCAAACCUCACGGUUUCUUCUCGCGAAGAUCGUACCGACAAGGAGAAUGGCCUUGUCGCCGCUGCCUUCAUCAGCUCCCUGCUGGUUCCUGCUGCGACCGGCAUCGCAGACAACGGCGUCACUGGGGGUCUUUGCAACGCUAUCAUCAAUGGAGCAGGGGGCAUGGCUGGCGCCGUUGUCGGUCAAGAGGCCGGCAAAACACUUUACCCACAAGGCAACGGCACCGAUGGAAAUGGCACAUCGGCUCCAGAGAUGGAGCAAGGCAUUGUUCCUGGCGCGUUUAUUGGUAGUGUUGUUACCAACAGCCUCGGAACUGCUCUGGCUAAGAGUAUCUGCGACAAAUUCCUCCCCGAUGUUGAAGACGUUAUAAAGGAGGCUGAAGCUGGAGUUGCGGGUCGAGUCGCCAACUCACUGAAUCGCGGUCUCAAAGAAGUCUUGGUGAGCCAACUAGAAGACAUGAAGGUUGAGACCGCGCGGGCAGUACAGUUCGCAAGUCAACUGGAAGAGACGAUUCGCUUGGUCGACAGUACCGGCAGUCUGGCCACAGCUUUCGAAUACCUCAAUCGCGAACUCGCAACCAACACCGCAGAGCUGGCCGAAGCUGUAGGAGCCAAACUAUUGAACAAGCCAGCAAUCAGCAACCUCGUUCAACUGAGUCACAACACGCUCGCCAAUCUACCAGUCGCAGGUGUAGAAGGCAUUGCGCUGUUGCCGUUCGACCCUGCUGCCGAUCCCAUUGGAAUGAUGGCUAAGUUCACCAACCAUUACAGGAAUACCAUGGAAUUUGCCAAAACUCUAGGUGGGAAGAUCCAAGAAGGCGCGAACCGCGUUGCCCCUGCUUUGGAUACAGUGUCCCAGUCGGUUGAGUCAGCUAUGCAAGGUGUCGACUCCAUCAUUCCGGGCACGGCAAACAGACUGAUCAAGGAUGCUACUGGUGCCGCCAGGAAUAUUCUGGACCAUAUCCCAAACCCCCUUCAUAGUCUUCCGAACCCUUUCGACGCUCUAUUCCACCAUGGAGGUCAUGGUAGCGGACACAGUAGCGGCCACCAUGCUGCUCCCGGAUCAACUCACGGCGGCAACGGCGAAUCACACUGUGCUCAAGCCACGGUGACUAUUACGACUACACUUUCGCCUGCUCCAACCCAGACGCCGAAUCGAAACUUGGCUACUCCGACCCUGGGCUCGUGCACCUCGUACCAGGUCAUUCCCACGUACACGACGUUUACACGACACGCGACUGCAGUGAUUACGCAGAUACAGACGGUACCUUCGUAUGUCCAGGUCCCUCAGUACUUUGCAACCACUACCACGCAGACUGUGGCAAAGUAUGUCCAGAUCCCUCAGUACGUGCAAACGACUGUCACUCAGGUUGUGCAGACUACGCAGGUUGUGCAGACCACACAGGUGGUGCAGAUCAUGGAACACUUGGGCGAAAACGGAUGGGAGCAUGCGACAAUGGUGUGGCGUGGCUACCUCUCACUGUCGCGGUCGGCGCCCUCACAAUCACGAGCUCUGUGCUUCGGUCUGGGACUUGUGUGGUCAUUGCAAAAUAUGGCCUGA